AUGGCGGAUUACCAUUUCGUGUACAAGGACGUUGAAGGAACUUCUACACAGUGGGACGACAUCCAGCGGAAGCUCGGAAACCUCCCUGAAAAACCGCCGGCGUUCAAACCGCCUCCAUUUGUUCCGGCGGAAGACGAGGAUUCUAAACCUAAAGACAAAUCAUGGAUCGAUUCAAAAACCCAUGAUGAGCUCGAAGAUCUCGAGGAUGAUCUCGACGAUGAUCGAUUCCUUGAAGAAUACAGGAAGAAGAGGUUAUCUGAGAUCAGGGAAGCUGCUAAAGUUGCAAAAUUCGGAUCGAUUAUUCGAAUUUCUGGGUCGGAUUUUAUCCGAGAGGUUUCUCAAGCUUCCCCGGAAAUUUGGGUUGUUGUUAUUCUCUAUAAAGAAGGCUUUGCAGCAUGUGAGAUGUUAAUGGGAUGUUUGGAAGAGCUAGCAAGGAGAUAUCCAGCAACAAAGUUUGUCAAGAUAAUAUCUACGGAUUGUAUUCCUAACUAUCCUGAUUGUAAUUUACCCACACUGUUGGUAUACAAUAAUGGUGCUGUCAAAGCAAACUAUGUGGGAUUGAGCAAUUUUGGAAGGCGAUGCACACCUGAAGGUGUCGCACUUGUUCUCUGUCAUUCGGAUCCCGUGCUUAAUGAUGGUCAGUCUAGCAGUGAUUCAUCCAGGAGAUCUGUUCUCGACGGGGAGAGUAAGAGGCUCAUUGAAAAGUUUGUUGCAGAGCGUGAAAAUGCAGAGGAUGAUGGUGCUUCAAGUGAUUAACUGGUCUAGGGUCUAAAUUAGCGAAGUUUUUGAAUUUGGACUCUUCUUUUUAAGGUGUUUUUUUUUUUUUUUUUUUUUUUUUUUUUUUUGAAUUUGGACUGAGGGUCUUUGAUUAUGGGAAUGAAGUACUCUAUUUGAGUUAUGACGGUUCCAGCAGAUUCCCAAAAUUGAAACUAUGUGAAAAAAUGCUUUAUGUGUUAGAUUUUAGAGCAGCUCAACAUCACUUUGCUUACAUAUUGUAAUCCAGCCUACUUAUGUAGAUUGUUUUGUGCUGUAUUUUUUUUCACAAAAAUUGCACUGGUUCUUCUUAUCUCUUAUAGUACUUGUAUAAACUUUUUGGCGUUUAUUUUAUUUCAUUGAAUUAUGUUUCUCUCUUCUCCUCUUGUAUAUGCUUUACCUGAGGUGUUACAUAAAUUAUAUCUUGGGCUAAGUUUGAUCA
Molecule: messenger RNA, 1195 nt
Organism: Chenopodium quinoa (quinoa)
Lineage: Eukaryota; Viridiplantae; Streptophyta; Magnoliopsida; Caryophyllales; Amaranthaceae
Product: phosducin-like protein 3
Exons: 4
Coding region: 1-756 (251 amino acids)
Biological process (GO): protein folding
Cellular component (GO): cytoplasm
Source: RefSeq, a predicted model, not a curated record